AAUGGUUUCCGUCAUCUGUCUGUGGUCAAAAUUCAAAAACUUACAUGUCAUUUUCGCCUUUUUCAAACUAAAAAUAAUUAUUAUAAUUAAUAUCAAUAGAUUAUUACAAAUGCCUCAUUAUCCUUAAGUAUAUAUGAAGUGUAAUGUAUCAAGUAGUUUGGUAUGGAAUUUUGUGCACCCUUUUUAUUCUUAUAACCUCUUCAUAUUCGAGGCAUGAUAGAUUUUUUUCUGAUGGAAUAUCAACCGCUGAGAUUAUAGCAGGAGAUGUAUUCUUUGAAAUAACAGAUCCUGUUGAAUUAGAAUAUACCUAUAGAGUGAGACCUGCAAAAGAUUUUGGUGCUCCAUUUAAUGAGUCUUUUAUUCUGAAAAAUGCUGCCUUAGUACCAGUGAGUCCCAGAUAUGCCUGUCAAAAUAUAAACAACCAAAAUGAUGUAGAAGGAAAUGUUGCUUUUAUUGAGAGGGGGGAAUGUUCGUUCAAGAGGAAGACAUUGAUGGCGGAAAAAGCAGGAGCUAAAGCAGUUAUAAUAACAGACAUCAACAAUGCCAAUGAAGAAUUCUUCAUAGAAAUGAUAGAUGAUGAUGGUGAAGAAGACGCUAAUAUCCCUGCUGCAUUUUUGAUGGGAAAGAAUGGCCUUAUGAUAACAAAAACCUUAGAGAGGUUACAAAAGCAAUAUGCAAUAAUAAACUUACCAGUGAAUUUGACUUUUACACCUAUUCACAAAAUGAACCAUCCUCCCUGGCUUGGCUGGUGAAAUGAAUUUGUUGUUUGUUAAUUUAUUGAUUUGUAAUCUUCUUUCCUGUUAAGGUUUACAAAUAACUACUACAAAGUUAACAACAAAAA
Coccinella septempunctata (seven-spotted ladybird) is the source of this 841-nucleotide messenger RNA. RefSeq names its product PRADC1-like protein. Lineage: Eukaryota; Metazoa; Arthropoda; Insecta; Coleoptera; Coccinellidae. Bases 144 to 752 code for a protein of 202 amino acids. The transcript is spliced from 4 exons. The record is from RefSeq and is a predicted model, not a curated record.